UUUAAACGUGUUCGCGGAAAAGUUAGAAAACAUGAAAACAACCAAUAAAUCCAAUACCCAAACUCGAAUGGGAAUGCCAGGAGGUAUGCGAAACGAUAAAAGAAACGACAACCAUCCCCAUCAAAGGAAAACGAAUAGUUUUUUCCGCAAUGUUCCGGAGUCAAAGAGAUCCGGACCGCAACAUCGUACCGGCAGUAGCGGUGUUGGCCCUCCUUCUGGAAAAAAUGGUCCGGGAGUGAAACAAACUACCUCUUUCAAACCAAAGCACCAAGAACGUGGCCAUGAUCGAAGCAAUAAUCACAGCAGAGGGCCCCACAAACCGAAAGGACCACACAGAGGGCACCAGAAAGCUCCAGCUCGAGGACCUUCCAGGCCGGUCAAACAAGGCGAGCGACAGAGCGAGUUCACGAGUAAGCCGGAAAAGGUUAACUUUUGCCUAGCGCCGGAGCGAUUGGAGGCACAGGCCCGGGCGAUGAAACAUUUCGAACGGCAGGAAAAGGAAAAGGCUUUACAGCAAAGAAAGGACGAGCGCAAUAAGAACCACAAAAUAAUGACUCUCAAAACUCGCAAAGGACAACCGGUGAUGCAGGGCAGGAUGGAGCUGUUGUUUGAGAAAGUGAAAAAGUCUGUUGGUGUUAUUUAGAAAAAUAAUAUGAAUAAACAGAAACCUAUCAUGAAGGUUUUCUUGAAUAACAAAAAAUGGUUCUUUCUUGAUUCGUAAUCGAAGUAGUACAUGCAUUACCACGUAACUGAAAAACUAUCGAAUGUUUUCAGAAAUAUCGUACAAAGAUUUUGUUUUAAAUGGCUUCUUUCAAUCAAAAUAAUUUUUUUAUUGCUGAGUUGUAUCUCCCGACGCAAAGGCAACU
Anopheles coustani is the source of this 866-nucleotide messenger RNA. RefSeq names its product thyroid transcription factor 1-associated protein 26-like. The record is from RefSeq and is a predicted model, not a curated record. Bases 32 to 643 code for a protein of 203 amino acids. The transcript has a single exon. Lineage: Eukaryota; Metazoa; Arthropoda; Insecta; Diptera; Culicidae.